Molecule: messenger RNA, 785 nt
Organism: Neolamprologus brichardi
Lineage: Eukaryota; Metazoa; Chordata; Actinopteri; Cichliformes; Cichlidae
Source: RefSeq, a predicted model, not a curated record
AUGUGUCUGGUCCAUAGGGGGGGAUUAUGGUUUUACUUCUUUUUUUCUUUUUUCUUUUUUGCCUCCCAAUUUCACUAUAAGGGCUUGACACGUUGCUGUAGAGAGAAGAAGGAGAAGGAGAAGAGCAACUGAGGCUUGAAAAGUCCUCUGUGUGUGUCUUUCACUGAAACCUCUUUGGAGGUGGAAGGACUGAUCAGGAUGGAGAGGCAGAAGUUCCCCUUUACUAUUGAGAACAUCCUGAAGUAUCCAAGCAGCAGUGGAGAUAAACGGUCCUACGGAGCGAGUGGUCUUGGCUUAAAAGAGAAGACAGUCAGUCCUGCUGGAGGCCAAACAGAGGCGGUUCAUCAUGCCUGCCUGUGCUGCUGCUACUGCUCCCACUGUGCUGACAUACUCCAGCCUGACUUCAUCCACGAAGCUUGUCAGUAUGGCUGGAACCCAGCAAUCCUCUCAGAUUCGUGCAGGCUGGGAGACACUCACGGGGAGGAGCAGUCACCCAGUCAACAGAGGCGAACCCGGCGUCACCGGACCAUUUUCACCGAGGAACAGCUGGACGCACUGGAGGAGCUGUUCCUGCAGAACCAGUACCCAGAUGUGAACACAAGAGAGAAACUCGCACAGCGCACUCACUUAAGAGAAGAGAGAGUGGAGGUUUGGUUUAAAAACAGAAGAGCCAAGUGGAGACGUCAGAAAAGACUUUCAUUUGUUGUGGGAAACACAGAAAAAAAGUGAAAAAAAAGAAGAAUUUUGCAUGGCUCUGUGUGAUCCAAUCAAAAUAAUUUGCAUAU